AUGCUGCGCUUCUUGUGCCUUCCCGGAGCCUACGGCAGCUCGGACAAAUUACAAGUUCAACUUGCCCCCAUUCUGAAGGAGCUCACCGAAGACGGCACCGCGCAAUUCCACUUCAUUCAGGGCCCCUGCAAGGCUGUGCCGCCUCCUGGCUUUGAGGACUACUUCGGCGCCCCUCCUUACUACCGCUUCAUUGAGCCUGAUAGGGAUGUCGAGAAGUCUAACAGCGACGAUGUCCUCGCCCGCAUCCGUGACUUCCCUCAGUGCGAGACUCCAGAGGACACCAUGAGGGAUCUUAUGAGGGAAGGUAUCGCCACGACGCACCGCAGCACUGACAGAGCCAUCAAGUACCUGGCCGAUAUCGCGGCCAAACGCGGCCCCUUUGACGGCAUCAUUGGCUACUCCGAGGGUGCCACCGUGGCCUCGACCUUUAUGCUUUACGAGCAGCGUCGCUUCAAGCGCUCCGGCAUCAAGCCGACUUUCAAGUACGGCAUCUUCUUUGCCGGCUGGCCGCCCGUCGACCCCAAGACCCACGCUCUCGUCCUCUCCGACGAGACGGACGAGAGGAUCGAGGCUCGGACCUUGCACAUCAUCGGAUCCUUGGAUCCUUAUGUCGAUGGCUCCACGGCCCUGUACAACAUGUGCGACCCUGACACUGCCUAUCUCUUCGACCACGCCAAGGGCCACACGCUUCCCCGUGACAAAGAUACCAUCAAGGAGCUUGGAGACAUCGUCCGCCAGACAAAAGCCGAGAUGCAAGAGGAGGGGAUCCUGUCAUCGUCGUAG
Messenger RNA from Colletotrichum graminicola M1.001, 783 nucleotides. RefSeq lists its product as uncharacterized. Gene Ontology annotation, cellular component: cytoplasm; nucleus. Lineage: Eukaryota; Fungi; Ascomycota; Sordariomycetes; Glomerellales; Glomerellaceae. The coding region runs from base 1 to 783 and encodes 260 amino acids. The record is from RefSeq and is a predicted model, not a curated record. The transcript has 4 exons.